AAUUGACAGAAAAAAAAAAAAUAUACACAAUGAGUUUGACAGUAUUAUUUUUCGACAAUUAAAUUAUUAACAAAUAAUAAUAUAAAAUGGGUCUUUUAACAGAUCCACGUGCUGGAAAUGUAAAAAUGUUUAAAUUUUUAUUAAAAUGGGAAUUGUUAUUGUGUUUUAUUUUGUAUAUAUGUGGUAUUGUUUAUCUUGCUCUUCUUCCACUGCCCAUGUUCAAUGAUGCUACAUAUUUUUCUGAAAAUGCAUUACUUCCUGGUCUUGUCACAAAAGAAAGUUAUUUGGAUAAUUCAGCAAAACAAUAUCAUCGUGAUUUGAUUAAUGAAAUGCAAAGAUUUCCAGACACAAUGCCACAUGCUUGGUUAUCAGCAAAAAUGAAUCACAUGAAUUUAGAUGUAUUUAUUCAUAAUUUUACAUUAAAUUAUCCAUUUAAAAAGCAUAAAUUUGUUGGACAAAAUGUUUAUGGUAUUGUAAGAGCAUCUAGAGCAGCAAGUACAGAGGCUAUUGUUGUUAGUGUACCAUUUCGUCCAUUAUCAAGUGUACAUCCAACAACAGCACCAUCAAUUGCCCUGUUAUUAGCAUUCGCUAAAUUUUGUCGUCAAAAAAAAUACUGGGCAAAAGAUAUUAUAUUUUUAAUAACAGAACAUGAACAAUUAGGUAUGCAAGCAUGGCUUGAUGCAUAUCAUGGUGUUAUUAGUGGCCAAGAAGAUGUAUUAGAUGCUGGUGAUCUUGAAGGACGUGCUGGAUCAAUACAAGCAGCAAUUAAUUUAGAAUUACAUGCUAUGAAAAUAUCAUUUAUUGAUGUUAAGGUUGAAGGGCUAAAUGGACAAUUGCCAAACUUGGAUUUAUUUAAUCUUGCACAAACAAUGAUUAAAAAAGAAGGAAUACGUGGAUCAUUUCAAAAAAAAUUUGAUAUUAAUUAUCGAAAAACAUUUAAAUCAUGGAGCUAUCAUUUUAAUACAAUGAUGAUGAUGGUAUUGACACAAGCAACUGGUAUACCAACUGGUAAUCAUGGAUUAUUUCACAGAUAUGGAAUUGAGGCAAUAACACUUGAAGGUUUUGAAAAAACUGGCAAUAAUGGUGAAGUUAAUUUUGAUAGAGUUGGAAGAACAAUUGAAAGUAUUGUUCGUUCAUUGAAUAAUCUUCUUGAGCGAUUUCAUCAAUCAUUUUUCUUUUAUCUUCUUCCAUCAACUGAUCGUUAUAUAUCAAUUGGUCUUUAUAUGCCAGGUUUAGUUCUUGUUAUUGGUGGUUUAUUUAUCAAAGCUUUUUCAUCAUGGUUAAAACUUCAAGAUACAACAACAACAACAACAACAGAAACAACAAAAGAUAAAGAUAAAAAUACAACAAAAGUAAUUUAUAAUUUUGAUAUUGGUGGUAUUGCAUCAGAAUUUUUAUGGGCACAUAUAUUUGGUGUUGGUGUUAUGUCAGCACCAAAAUUAUUUACAAUUAUUGGAAGUGAAUAUUUUAAAUUACAAACUGAGGAUUCAAUUUAUUAUGGAUUUUUAUCAACAACUUUAUUAACAAUAAUUUGGUUUAUUUAUUAUCCAAGAUCAUCAAGACGUGAUAAUGUUGCACUUGUUAAUAUAAUAACCCUCGUUGAAUUAGCAACAACUUUGGUAUGUAUUGCUAUUUUAAAUUCUUCACUUGCACUUCUUGCUGGUGCAGCAUACGUACCAAUUGUUCUUCUAAUUAAACCAAGAGAUGAAAAAUCAACAAAAUCAAGAAAACUACUUUCUUUAUUUUGGAUUAUACUUCAUCCAUUUGUUUUAUCAUCAAUAGUCAUUAUGACAUACACAUAUGUCAAUUUUUCUGAAGAAAAUAUAACAACUUUAGCCAUGAGAGGUCUUGAUGCAACUAAAAAAUCAUUUGUUUUUAGUAUUAUUGAUUCAAUGAUUUAUGGUAAUUGGUUGUUCAAUGUUACAACUGCUGUAUUAUUACCAAUUUGGAUUUUAUUGUCAAACGUCAUUACAAAUAACACAAAUAACAUGACGUGUCAUUAAAAAAUUUCAAUUACAUACCUAAAAAAAAAAAUUUAAUUAAAAAGAACUGAGUAAAACAAGUUUGAACAAAAAUAAAAAAAAAAGAGUCAUAAUUUUACUGGCAGAAAUAAAGCCUGUAAAAAAUAAUUAUAAUAGUUUAAUAAUAAAUUUUUUUUUUAAAUUACAAAAUAAAAGUGAUUUAAUUUUAUUAAAUCUCCAAUAAAAAAACGGCGUGCAUUUUUUUCAAUUUUAUUGUUAUCCAACAAUCAUCAGUUAUUUUUUUUUCGAAAUAAAAAAUCGAAAUUUACACUGGUUAAAAAAAAAAUAAAAAGAGUAGGGUUUUAUAAGUUUCCCCACUUUUUUAAGAUGAGAAAAACUAAACGUAAGCUAAGUCCCAAAAUACAAGAAAAACCAGUUGUCAUUUUGGGACCAACACAUCAUCUAGAAAUUUUUAUCAAAGUUGAAUAAAAGAUAUAUAUUUUUUCAACAUAAACCAACAUGUUUGUAUAAGAUUUUGUUUUAUCAAAGAUAUGUUAUCUCGGCAAUCGAUAUGCAGCUGAUAAAUGAUACUUGAAUAUAUCAUUUUUUUUUAUUUUUUCGUAUUUUAUUACACUCGUGGUUGGAUAAAUAUUUACGUAAACAGCUGCUUGAUACAAUUGACGUAGUAUUAAAUAUUAUCAAGUCACACAAUAAACUCUCAGUACUCUCGAUUAAUCUAAAUUAUCAUAUAAUUUUAAUGAUUUUUUAUAUUUAAUUUGAUAACCCGACUGAACUUUAAGCAGUGUGUGUCUAAAUAUCAUUUUGUUCUUCAGUUUGAACGCCAUCAUUGCAACUGGAUAUUUUAUAUAUUUUUCAA
This is a messenger RNA of Aphidius gifuensis, 2838 nucleotides long. RefSeq names its product glycosylphosphatidylinositol anchor attachment 1 protein (gene GAA1). Gene Ontology annotation, biological process: attachment of GPI anchor to protein. NCBI's taxonomy places the organism in Eukaryota, Metazoa, Arthropoda, Insecta, Hymenoptera, Braconidae. The transcript has 4 exons. Gene Ontology annotation, cellular component: GPI-anchor transamidase complex; membrane. Bases 87 to 2003 code for a protein of 638 amino acids. The record is from RefSeq and is a predicted model, not a curated record.